ACACUACAUAGACACAACAUUACGUGUAAGUGUAUAUAAUAUUUCAAUUCAGGAUUUGUUCAUUGAAAACAAAGCAAGAGAAAAAUAUGAGUGCACUCUUCCAACAUAAAGAGCGGGCUUUGGAUUAGUUUUAUCAAGUGCUUGAGUAUAAUAGUACAUUUACGUUUAUUGAUAAUUCUUAAAAUAAAAAUUAAGUUAAAUAUUGGUAGUAAUAAAUUGGUGUUAAAAUCAUGGCAGAUAAAUCUGAACAAAAAUCCGAAUCGGAACAUAUAAACCUAAGAGUUUUGGGUCAAGAUAGUCAUGUAGUUCAAUUUAAAAUAAAGAAACAUACACCUUUACGAAAGCUUAUGAAUGCCUAUUGUGAACGUGCGGGUUUAGCGAUGGCAUUAGUGAGAUUUAGAUUUGAUGGUGCUCCUAUUAAUGAAACUGAUACACCUUUGAGUUUAGACAUGGAAGAAAUGGAUACUAUUGAAGUUUAUCAACAACAAACUGGGGGCAGUUGCUGAAAACAAUAGUUGACAUAAUUUAAUGAAACCUUUUAUUUUAAUAAUCUCCGUUAUUGAUGAAUGUUUUCGAAAUUUUAACAAAAAA
Molecule: messenger RNA, 591 nt
Organism: Chelonus insularis
Lineage: Eukaryota; Metazoa; Arthropoda; Insecta; Hymenoptera; Braconidae
Gene: Sumo
Product: Small ubiquitin like modifier
Exons: 3
Coding region: 231-506 (91 amino acids)
Biological process (GO): protein sumoylation
Cellular component (GO): nucleus
Molecular function (GO): protein tag activity; ubiquitin-like protein ligase binding
Source: RefSeq, a predicted model, not a curated record